Daphnia magna is the source of this 4286-nucleotide messenger RNA. It is a transcript of the gene Vps35, whose product is annotated as vacuolar protein sorting-associated protein 35. Gene Ontology annotation, cellular component: retromer complex; retromer, cargo-selective complex; late endosome. NCBI's taxonomy places the organism in Eukaryota, Metazoa, Arthropoda, Branchiopoda, Diplostraca, Daphniidae. Gene Ontology annotation, biological process: retrograde transport, endosome to Golgi; intracellular protein transport; proteolysis. Gene Ontology annotation, molecular function: metallocarboxypeptidase activity; zinc ion binding. The record is from RefSeq and is a predicted model, not a curated record.
UCUUUUUUAAAAAUCUAGGACCGUUUGUGGCGUAAAAAUCGAAGGCCAAAUGAUGGCAGCGCCUGCAUUGGCACGGAUAUGAAUAGGAACUUUGAUUUCCAUUGGGACGAAGGAGGUAGCUCUGAUUUGCCUUGUGCCGAAACCUACAACGGAGGUGCUGCUUUCAGUGAAAUCGAAUCAAGAAUCAUCCGCGACACCAUUCUGGGGAUUGCCAAUCAAACUAUGGUCUACCUGACGGUCCACUCUUACGGCCAGUAUUGGCUCACCCCAUGGGGCUACACAGCAGAUUUACCCUCAAACUACGACCAGCUUUACGAUUUGGCUGUUCGGGCUGUCGACAAGCUCACCGCCGUCUACGGAACUCAAUACACAAUAGGAUCAUCUACCAACGUUCUUUACGUCAAUACCGGACCUAGUGAUGACUGGGCAAUGGGAGGAGCCGGAAUUCCAUAUGCCUAUACUCUUGAGUUGCGAGACACUGGAAAAUACGGUUUCGAGUUGCCUGCAGAAUACCAAGUCUACCAAGUGAAAGCCAAAGACAGGGUUUCUUUUGAUGUUUUGGUGAAGCUCUACAAUGAGAGAAGCGAUGUUUACGAUUUCUGGACAGAGCCUCGUUAUGUUGACUUUACGACCGACGUCAUGGUCCCUCCCGCUUUCACGAAAACGUUCGUCGAUGUGUUGGAGGCUUUCAACAUGGAAUAUCACAUAAAAAUAGACGACGUUCAACAAGAAAUUGAAUUAAGUCGACUUGACAUUGCCCCACCUCUUGCACCCAAAAAAGCUCUUCAGAGAUCCCCUGGUACACCAAGAUAUUCACUUGAUUGGACUUCAUAUUCCGAUUUACCAGCCAUUUAUGAAUUUGUUAACGAAAUAGCUGCCACUUACCCCAAUUUGGUAACCGUCACAAGUACUGGACUAAGUUACUUGGGUAACGAUAUGCCAAUACUCAAAAUCUCGACAGGAGGAAGCGGGAAAAACGCCAUUUUUGCCGAGGGUGGAAUUCACGCUCGUGAGUGGAUUUCACCGGCUUUCGUUACAUGGCUUAUUCGUGAAUUGGUAGAAAAUUAUGCAGCACACCCACAAUAUGUAGACAACAUCGACUGGUACAUUAUGCCCGUCCUCAAUCCAGAUGGCUACACCUACACAUUCUCACCUACAGGGGAUCGAUUGUGGCGAAAAAAUCGUGCUCCCAACUCAGGUGUCUGCGUUGGAACCGAUUUAAAUCGUAACUUUGACUACUACUGGAACACUGGUGGAAGUACUUCGAUCGAAUGUGGCGAGACUUAUCACGGGGGUGCAGCUUUCAGCCAAGUAGAAGCCCGAAAUGUUCGUGACGCAAUGCUGAGUGUUGCAAAUCAAACCAAAGUUUAUUUCUCCUUCCACUCGUAUGGACAAUACUGGCUGACUCCAUGGGGCUAUACUUCUGCGCUACCAGAUGAUUAUCAAGACUUGUACGACUUGGCUCAAAGUGCAGUUGACAAACUAACGGCUGUCGAGGGAACUCCCUAUACAAUUGGAACGUCAACUAACCUUUUAGGUCUCGCUUCUGGCUGCAGUGACGACUGGGCAAAGUCGGGUUCAAUGUCACCAUUGGAAGAUCAAGACAAGCUGCUGGAUGAAGCUUUAAGUGUAGUCAAAGUACAGGCUUUGCAAAUGAAACGUUGUCUGGAUAAACGCAAACUUAUGGAUGCCCUCAAACAUGCAUCAACUAUGCUUGGAGAACUAAGAACUUCUCUUCUCUCACCUAAAUCAUACUAUGAACUUUACAUGGCAAUUUGUGAUGAGCUCCAACAUUUGGAAAUGUAUUUACUUGAUGAAUUUCAGAAUGGACGUAAGGUGGCAGAUUUAUAUGAACUUGUUCAGUAUGCUGGGAACAUCAUUCCACGUCUGUAUCUCUUAGUUACUGUUGGAGUUGUAUACAUUAAAACCAACGAGCAGUCAAGGCGUGAUAUUCUUAGAGAUCUAGUAGAAAUGUGUCGUGGAGUUCAACACCCAUUGAGAGGUCUUUUUCUUCGGAACUAUCUCCUACAGUGUACAAGGAACUUGCUUCCAGAUCUUGCAGAGAAUGACCCUUUAGCCACCGAGUCCUAUGGCAAUGUGAGAGAUGCAGUUGAUUUUAUUCAACUCAAUUUUUCCGAAAUGAAUAAACUUUGGGUCCGUAUGGCUUACCAAGGCCAUUCAAGAGAUAAAGAACGACGAGAACGAGAACGUCAAGAAUUAAGGUUGCUAGUUGGAACGAACCUCGUACGCCUAGCCCAGUUGGACAGUGUUGAUGUUGAACUUUACAAGAAGGUUGUUUUACCUGGCAUCCUUGAACAAGUUGUAAGCUGCCGCGAUGCACUAGCACAAGAAUAUCUAAUGGAGUGCAUUAUUCAGGUCUUUCCGGAUGAAGUUCAUCUCGAUACGCUUCACACGUAUUUGAAGGCUUGCGCUGAGUUGCAUACUGAUGUCAAAGUUCACGUAAUUCUUGUCGCAUUAGUCGAACGUUUGGCUGCUUAUGGACAAAGGCAACAAGCUCUUGGCCAACCACCUAUUCCUCCUCAUAUCCCCCUGUUCGACAUCUUCUCCGACCAAAUUGGAAAUAUAGCUCAAGCGCGUCCGGAAAUGCCAUCGGAAAACUUGGUUUCUUUGCAAGUCUCUCUAAUAAGCCUUGCCUUCCGUUGUUAUCCCGAAAAAAUUAAUUUGGUUGACAAAGUAUUAGAAUCUACAUUGGUCGCUCUCGACAAAAUUGCAGUAGAAAAGGUUGAUUUUGAUUCUGCUCUGGGUAAAGAGCUCAACCGCUUGCUGCGAAUGCCCAUUAGUCAUUACAACAGCUUGGUCACGCUGCUACAGUUGCCACAUUUCGGCCAAGUCCUACAGAGACUUGAUUUCAAUGGAAGAAAAUCAGUUGCUCUUCAUUUGGUCAACAACGCUCUCGAUAACGAAACCUACAUUACAACGCAAGAACAUGUUGAUGCUGUUCUAAACAUGCUUGCACCAUUGAUAUGCGACCAGCCGGAUCAGGUUUUAACUGGUCAAGACGCGGAAGAUUUUGCAGAAGAACAGAACUUGAUGGCACGCAUGAUCCAUUUAUUAGCCGCAGAAGAUACAGACCUCGAUCAGCAGUAUCGCAUGCUCACAUCAGCUAGAAAGCAAUUUGGAGCAGGGGGAGCUAGACGCAUUCCUUUUACCCUCCCACCAUUAAUUUACGAGGCUUUCAAAUUGGCUAGGAAGUAUUUCGAUGUUCGACAAGAGGAUGAACUAUGGGAGAAAAAAUGUGAAAAAAUCUUCACCUUCUGUCAUCAAUGCAUUGCUGCUCUAGUUAAAGCUGAAUUGGCCGAAUUGCCUCUAAGACUUUUCCUCCAAGGAGCCCUCGCCGCUUCCCAAAUUAUUUUCGGAACUCAUGAAACUUUAGCUUAUGAAUUUAUAUCACAGGCAUUCACCCUCUACGAAGAAGAAAUAUCAGACAGCAAAGCCCAGUUUGCUGCUUUAACACUGAUGGCCGCUUCGUUAGAAAAACUGGAUUGUUUUAGUGAAGAAAACUCGGCACCUGUGCGUUCCAAAUGUGCUCUGCUUGCAUCAGCCCUCCUGCGGAAACCAGAUCAGUGUCGAGCUUUGAUUCUCGUGUCUAAUCUUUUCUGGUCAUCCACUACGAAAGAACUGGAAGGCAAACCUAUGCGUGAUGGGAAAAAAGUAUUGGAAUGUUUACGGAAGGCUGGAAAAGUAGCCACCGAAUGCUUGGAUCCUGGCGUGCAAGCUCAGUUGAUUGUGGAACUGGUCAACGUAUACGUCCAUUUCUUUCAUCAGGGAAACCAGCACAUAACUGUUACCCACAUCAAUGAGCUGAUUAGUAAAGUUCGACAGGAUUUGCUGCCACAGUUAGAAAAUUCUGACGAAAAAGAACUCAUCGAAAGACAUUUGGGAGCUAGUUGUGAGAUGUUGAGGCACCGACGGGACAACCCAUCUACUACCAGCGACACGCCCUCGUAUCAAGGAAUCAUACUAGACUGAAAAAUAUAAAUUUCCUCUAUAUAAAAAAAAACUUCCGUUGAAAUUUCCACCUGUUACCGAAAAGAAUUUAUGAAUUUUUCCCUUUAUUCUCUAUGUUUCUCCUUAAUUUUCUAAAACCCACAUCGUUCAUUUUCGUGCGCUAGAUGUCCUUAAGUCUCAACAGUGCACGUGGUUUGCUGGUUACUGUUUAGUCUUCUAGUGUUGAAUACGUUCCCCGCUCCAUUAGUGUGGCUUUUUCAUUUAUCCUUGAUACUUCAGUCUCGCAGUGAAAUGGUAAAUACAAGAAGAAAAAGCCA